AUGACGGAUGCUGCUUACAUGGGAAGCUGUGAAGAACCUAACAUGUUCGAACCAAAGGUUCCCUCCAAUCCCAAGAUUUGGGUGAAAUGGUCAACUAGGUCUACCCCAGUUAGCAACAGUCGAGAAAGACAUCUCGUAAGAGCAUGGUCGGCAACUUCAGACCCCAACAGACCUUGCUCCACUCACAGCACGCCAUGGUCCCAGGCACUCCUGGGACACCUCCUCUAUGUGGCGAGUCGCGUGGGCAAAGACGAGUGCCCCGAAGGUUAUCGCAUCGUCAUCAACGACGGCAAGCAUGGAGCACAGUCGGUCUACCACCUCCAUGUCCACGUGAUGGGCGGCCGACAAAUGGGUUGGCCUCCAGGAUAG
This is a messenger RNA of Durusdinium trenchii, 369 nucleotides long. The record is from the annotation of a GenBank genome assembly. NCBI's taxonomy places the organism in Eukaryota, Dinophyceae, Suessiales, Symbiodiniaceae.